Messenger RNA from Folsomia candida, 351 nucleotides. RefSeq names its product glycine-rich protein 5. Lineage: Eukaryota; Metazoa; Arthropoda; Collembola; Entomobryomorpha; Isotomidae. The coding region runs from base 1 to 351 and encodes 116 amino acids. The record is from RefSeq and is a predicted model, not a curated record. The transcript is spliced from 3 exons.
AUGGAAUCCAGAACAAACGUUUGCUUCCUUCUCGUGGUCUGUCUCUUCACAUUCUCUGUUGCUUUGCCCCACCAACCGAUCGGAACUUCCCAAGUUAACAAUGAUGUUGAUCCGUCGGUGCCACUGUUGAGGGGGGCGAGACAGUACUACCCAGGAGGAGGUUACGGUGGAGGUUAUUAUCCUGGAGGCGGCAUUGGGGUCGGAAGCAGUCAGGCAAACGCUGCAGCUAUUUCCAGCUCCUCGUCCCUCGGCGGAGGUGGCGGAUUCGGAGGGUUCCCAGGCUCGGGAACAUCUUUCUCUGCUUCCCAGGCAGCUGCGAAUUCAUUUGGAUCAGGCUUUGGAGGAAAGUAA